Molecule: messenger RNA, 1265 nt
Organism: Oppia nitens
Lineage: Eukaryota; Metazoa; Arthropoda; Arachnida; Sarcoptiformes; Oppiidae
Exons: 4
Coding region: 7-1245 (412 amino acids)
Molecular function (GO): protein binding
Source: RefSeq, a predicted model, not a curated record
AUUUUAAUGUUAAGUAUGAAUAAACUAAUAGCACUGAUAUGUAAUAAAAGGAGCUCACAAUUUGUCACAUUUAUUGCCGCCUAUCAUGUGUUAGACGAUAGCCGACAAUCAUCUCGUAAUCAUCGAUAUCAUAGUAACCACUGGUGGUCACCGUCGCCGUCGACAUACCGUUACCCGGCAGCAGCAGUAGCCUAUAGAAAGCCAAUGAGAUGGGCUCUAAUGCAAAACAACAACAACAGCUUGAAUAUCAACGAUUUGGUCAAACAGUGUCAACCAUUUAUCGUAACGGUAUGUCAAACAAGUCAGUUAGACAGUUGGAUAAUCACUGGCCAGAGCACUGGUGUUAUUGUCGACAAUAUCCAGGGUUUGAUUGUGACCAACAAUCACUGUGUUAUGGGUUCGGAUAUUAUGCGCAUUUACUUUCAUCAGCCGCCAGACAGCCAACUAACCUAUGAUCAAGUGUUUGUCGAUCAUCCAAAACACGAUGUCAUCAAAGAUAUUGUUGGCCAUGUAGUCUAUACGGAACCCUAUCGUGAUCUGGCACUCAUACAGUUGCCUCCAGUCAGACCCGGAGUGUUAGUCCAGGCUCUGUUCGACACGAACUGCGAAUCGGGUGAUCCAAUCCUGACGAUUGCUACCUAUACGGAUCGGGUGGAAGCAGUCGACGGUCUUAUAGUUGAUCCGCAAGUUCCCGAAAUUUGUCAGCAAUUUUUUAUGUACAGUACUGGUGUCACUCAAAACGAUAGUGUCUGCCAACACACCGGGUUCUGUAGAGGAGGCUAUUCGGGCAGUCCAAUGGUUAACGCCAAUGGCCAUGUAGUGGCCAUUCACAAUGUCGGUACACCCAACUCAUCGUGUAGUGGUACGGGAUUGAAUGCCAAAGCUGUUUUGGAUUUUAUAGCUAAAGGCAAACAGUUUAUGGCCACAAAUAGACAGUUAGCUAAUACGGAAAGGGAACAGUCAUAUAGUAAUAGAUAUCAUAAAAAACUAUUGGGACUCAUAUUGGAAGGCAAUGUUAUCAGAGAAUAUUCUAUGGCAUCACAGGAAGUCAGAAAUAAUUUGUCUAUCGGUGACACAAUUCAGGCCAUCAAUGGUAACCCGUGUACAACAUUUGUAGCAUUUGUAGACCAACUUCAAGCAGUACCCGAUAAUCAAACGGUUACGCUAACCGUUUUACGAAAUGGUUUGGACCCACCUAUAGAAGUUCAGGUCACACCAGUUGUCAUUAAUAGGUUUACUCUUUAAAUAUUUAUACAUAAUUUAUA